AUGGCUUCGGGAAACUGCACAACACCAACCACGUUCAUUCUGUCUGGAUUGACAGACAAUCCAGGGCUGCAGAUGCCUCUCUUCAUGGUGUUUUUAGCCAUCUACACCAUCACCUUGCUGACAAAUCUGGGUUUGAUUGCAUUAAUCAGCGUGGAUCUCCACCUUCAAACACCAAUGUAUAUUUUCCUCCAAAAUCUGUCUUUCACAGAUGCUGCUUAUUCUACAGUCAUCACUCCCAAAAUGUUGGCUAUGUUUUUAGAAGAAAGAAAAACAAUUUCGUAUGUAGGUUGCAUUCUGCAGUAUUUUAGCUUUGUUUUGUUGACAGUCACAGAGAGCUUGCUGCUAGCUGUGAUGGCAUAUGACCGGUAUGUGGCCAUCUGUAAACCUCUGCUUUAUCCUUCCAUCAUGACCAAGGCGGUCUGCUGGAGGCUGGUGGAAAGUUUGUACUUCUUGGCCUUCCUGAACUCUCUGGUGCACACCAGUGGCUUGCUAAAACUAUCCUUUUGUUAUUCAAAUGUGGUAAACCAUUUCUUCUGUGAUAUCAGUCCUCUCUUCCAGAUUUCUUCUUCCAGUAUCGCUAUCAGUGAGCUGCUGGUUAUCAUUUCUGGCAGCUUGUUUGUGAUGAGCAGCAUCAUAACCAUCCUCAUCUCAUAUGUUUUCAUUAUUCUGACUGUGGUGAUGAUCCGCUCCAAGGAUGGGAAAUACAAGGCCUUUUCCACCUGCACCUCUCACCUGAUGGCUGUCUCCUUGUUCCAUGGAACUGUCAUCUUCAUGUACUUGCGACCUGUCAAGCUCUUCUCUCUGGACACAGACAAAAUUGCAUCUUUGUUCUACACCGUGGUGAUCCCUAUGCUGAACCCCCUCAUCUACAGCUGGAGGAACAAGGAAGUAAAGGAUGCUCUACGCAGACUUACAGCCACAACGUUUGGAUUCAUUGACUCUAAGGCUGUCCAGUGA
This is a messenger RNA of Gallus gallus (chicken), 957 nucleotides long. It is a transcript of the gene COR1, whose product is annotated as olfactory receptor 3. The record is from RefSeq and is marked validated. Gene Ontology annotation, molecular function: odorant binding; olfactory receptor activity; G protein-coupled receptor activity. The transcript has a single exon. NCBI's taxonomy places the organism in Eukaryota, Metazoa, Chordata, Aves, Galliformes, Phasianidae. The coding region runs from base 1 to 957 and encodes 318 amino acids. Gene Ontology annotation, cellular component: membrane. Gene Ontology annotation, biological process: G protein-coupled receptor signaling pathway; sensory perception of smell.